CUGCUCUUAGAAAAGCCCCUCACUCGGUUUAAUGCUCUGCUGUUGUCACUCUUAAUAGUUUUACAUUCUUAAUUCUUGAAAUUCUUAAUUAACUUUGAACAUAGGGCCUCACAAAUUCAUUUUGCAUGGGGCCCUGCAAACUGUGUGGUCCGGUCCUGUUUUUUUCUCUCACUUGCCCUCCAGAGCCAUCACAGUAGAGGAGCCUGGAAUGGAUCAUUACCCCACUUCACAGAUGGGGAAACUGAGUCCCUGGCAGGGCAUGGUGAAGCCAAGACUAGACUUGGCCUCCACAGUGAAGUCCGGGGCUGUCUUCUCUCUUGGGGCUCUCUCUCAAUGAGUGGAUGGGUGGUGGCUUCCUUCCCCUUCACACACCUGCCUGGGGUGUUUCCAAUCCUCCCAAACCCGCAUUCCAUCUCUUAUUUCAUUUCCUUUCAUUAAAAAUACCAAGAUCAUUUGCUCACCUGCCAAUGAGGUGCUCCUGGGGGUUGGGGCCCCCCUGGAUGGCUCCUCCUGUCCGGUCCCCCGAGUAGGCCGCUGUGUCCCCAACACUCUCCACCCUGUCUCUGAGAGCCUGCAGCCAAGUACUUUGUCCUCUCCUGGAGAAGGCUCCCUGUGAGGCAUUCCUGACCUUCAGACCCGCCUCGGCCCAGAGCUGGCGCCAUGCCCAUGACAAUCACUUCCUGGCUGGGUGUUUACCUUCCUGGGCUCCAGGGGCCCAGUCAAGGUGGAGGCUGAACACCUGCCCGGAGGAUACAGGAAUGCAGGUGCUACCCAUGGUCAAGGCCAGGAACGGCUACUACCAAACCCUGGUGCAAGAUGAAUAAUCAGCACUUGGAGCUCUGGGACCUCAUCCAUGACCCCUCGUCAUCUCCUCCCCAGCCCCAUGGCGUCUUCCCCCAGCCUGCAGAGGGACACAGUGUUCCAGUCGGGAGUCCAUGCCUACAGGAUCCCCGCUCUGCUGUACCUGCCUCAGCAGAAGACACUGUUGGCCUUCGUGGAACAGCGGAUAAGCAAGAAGGAUGAGCAUGCGGAGGUGAUCGUCAUGCGCAGAGGAAGCUACGACGCAGCCACCCAUCGGGUCCAGUGGCACGCCCAGGAGGUGGUGGCCCAAGCCCAGCUGGAGGGCCACCGGUCCAUGAACCCGAGCCCCGUGUACGACGAGAUGACGGGAACCCUCUUCCUCUUCUUCAUUGCCAUCCCAGGGCAGGUGUCUGAGCACCACCAGCUGCACACCAGGGUUAACAUGACGCAGCUGUGCCAAGUCACCAGCACCGACCACGGGAAGUCCUGGAGCCCGGCCACAGAUCUCACCAGCCUUGCCAUUGGCGCAGACCACAAAGAAUGGGCCACUUUCGCGGUGGGUCCGGGGCACUGCCUGCAGCUGCACAACAAAACGCAGAGCCUGGUGGUGCCUGCCUACGCUUACCGGAACCUUCACCCACUCAAGCGGCCCUCCCCAUUUGCCUUCUGCUUCAUCAGCCACGACCACGGGCACACAUGGCAGAGAGGGAACUUCGUGGCCCCAGACACUGUGGAGUGCCAGGUGGCCGAGGUCGGGGGCGCAGAGCAGAGGGUGGUGUAUCUCAAUGCCCGGAGCCCCCUUAGAGCCCGGGUCCAGGCCGAGAGCACCAAUGAGGGGCUCGACUUCAAGGAGGCCCAGCUAGUGGAGCAGCUGGUAGAGCCUCCACAUGGCUGCCAUGGGAGCGUCAUCAGUUUUCCCAGCCCGCGUGCAGGGGCUGAUGCCUCGGAGAAAUGGCUGCUCUACACUCACCCCACCGACCCAGGGCACAGGGUCAACCUGGGCGUGUACCUCAACAAGAGGCUCCCGGGCCCCACAGCCUGGUCGGAGCCCACUCUGCUGGCCACCGGCAGCUGCGCUUACUCAGACCUCCAGAGCAUGGGCACCGGCCCCGAUGGGUCACCCCAGUUUGGGUGUCUGUACGAGUCGGAGAAUUACGAGGCGGUCACCUUCCUCAUGUUCACCCUGAAACAAGCCUUCCCAGCUGAGUUUUCGUCUCCGUGA
Hyaena hyaena (striped hyena) is the source of this 2023-nucleotide messenger RNA. It is a transcript of the gene NEU2, whose product is annotated as neuraminidase 2. Gene Ontology annotation, biological process: oligosaccharide catabolic process; ganglioside catabolic process. Gene Ontology annotation, cellular component: membrane; cytoplasm; lysosome. The coding region runs from base 854 to 2023 and encodes 389 amino acids. NCBI's taxonomy places the organism in Eukaryota, Metazoa, Chordata, Mammalia, Carnivora, Hyaenidae. The record is from RefSeq and is a predicted model, not a curated record. Gene Ontology annotation, molecular function: exo-alpha-sialidase activity. The transcript is spliced from 4 exons.